Molecule: messenger RNA, 3928 nt
Organism: Aricia agestis (brown argus)
Lineage: Eukaryota; Metazoa; Arthropoda; Insecta; Lepidoptera; Lycaenidae
Gene: HPS4
Exons: 10
Coding region: 161-2632 (823 amino acids)
Biological process (GO): vesicle-mediated transport
Source: RefSeq, a predicted model, not a curated record
UGACAGACAGUCUUGAUUGUCGUGUUUCAAACCAAUAUUGCGAAAUGAAAAUACGCGCACUGUGAAUUGUGAUCGAUUAAAGCUACAGUGAGAAGAAAAUAGUGAAAUUGUUACAAAUACUAUGUUCCUCUAAUAAAGUACAAGAAAAAUAAACCUCAAAAUGGCCAAGGAGAUGAUGAUAGUAUUUGUGUAUGACAUGGAGUGCUGUACGUCGGAGGAGGACGAUCCAGCGGAGGCCGUGCUGUACUUCCACCCCGGCUGGGUGUCCGACACACAACGGCAUGCUCUGGCUGGACAGGUGGUGGGCGCGGCGCACUGCGUCAAGUCACUGUUCGCACCGCCCGCCGCCAUCACGCUGCAGAGCGGCAAGUUCAUACUGCGAGAGUACGGACGAUAUAUACUAGCGAUAGGCAGCGACCGCAACAUACCCGACUGGGUGCUGAAGAACCGCGCGAGCCUCCUCACGUCCAUGAUCAAGGUGUACCACGGCGACAUCCAGACGGUGGCAGCGGCCAUGGAGGACCGGAAACGGCUGGCGGAGAAGCUGUACCAGAUCUUCGAGACGUAUCUGCCGGUGCUGCAGUACGGCUGCCACAUAUUCCAGCGGGUGCCGAUGCUGACGCUGCCUAAGAGUGCCACAUCAGUAUAUUUGGAGGCGAUGCAAGUGCUGGAGCAGUGUCGCCGCAACCCCGGCGUGCUGGGGGGAGUCAUACUGUAUAACAACAAAAUAAUCGCUACACAACUCCCGCCGUCAAUCACCUCCUACCUCACCGUAGUGGACCCCUACCGCAUCAAGUCGCCGGCGGAGGUGUUCGCUACGGCCGCGCCCGUGCCGCUCGGCGCGCAGCUGCUGGCGGUGUACGUGCCGCGGUCCGCGCACGCCAGGCUGAAGCGACACGCGGAUAGGCUGAGGGAGUUCUAUGUAAGGGGGGAGGAGGUCAUCGCUAGGUUUAAAAAGAUGCAAGAAGAGAAGGAACGUGAAAAAAUGCGCGACUUCCCCCAAACCGGUAUGAAGAGAGACAAAUCUUUGCUGUUUACGGCUGUACCCGAGGAGGACCACAACCUCAUCUCUCCUCCAAACAAAGAGGAGGCAGAUCAGAAGAGAAUGCCCGACGUCGUACCGUUCGCCAACAAACCCCGACCGAGACCCAACAAGCUAUCCCUGGGCUUCAAGACGCAGAAAUCCUUGGACGAGGACGCGAAAGACGAAACAGUAUUCACCGGACAGACCAGCGUGUGCUCCACGCCGAUGGUGGAAUUCAAACGGUUACAUGGAAACGUGCUAUCCAUAUGCGAGAAUAAGGACACUGAAGUCAAAACAGAAUUCGAGCCAGAUGUAGUAAAGAAUAUGGAAAACCCGACCACCGAGAAACGCGAUACCAGAACUGUAUUAGACGGGGACUGUAUAGCUGACCACUUUAUCAACAAACCGGACCCGAUAAGAAAGUUGGCCAGCGUCACAGACCUUCAGGAGACGUUCAGAAAGUUGACGAACAGUGCGUCCACGGUCAAGUUAAAAGGAUCCAAAGAUUCGUCACCGGAACAAAAGAAUAACACGAUGACUAUCAACGAUCCCCUAUUCCCGGUGUUCAGAAACGACGGCGUCGCGAUUUCAGAGUCCCUCUUCAACCAGUACCUCGCUCAGUAUUACUCCGGCAUCAAGCAGAGAAAGGAAGAUAACAUGUUCAACUUCAACCUGAAGUUGUGCGAGCUGGACAAGUUCCAAGACUUCGACUCGGAUCUCAACAAGAGCCCGCAGAAAACGCCCAAGAGAAUCGCAAAGGACUCGACGAAAACGCUCUCCAACGAUCAGUCGAGGCGGAAAUCUCUAUCUUUGCCCCUUAAAUCGCUCUCGGAAUGCACCGACUCCGCGAUAACUGAUUCGGAUACGGUUAGUUUUAAGAAGAAGCUGUCGGGAGUGCAACUGACUCCGCUCAUGGAGAAGUUGAGUCACCUGGCGUUCUCGGACAAGUCGAGCGGCUACAGCAGUCGCGUGAUGACGCCGCUCGAGCUGAGAGAGUUCCUCACGCCCGCCUUAGAGAAACAAGUCACGUUCUCUGACAGGACGAGGCGUCGUUCGGAGAGUUCAGACAGCGACAGCGAGUCGGACUCGGACAGCGAUCUGAGCGAGUACGGCGCGCGCGCGGAGAAGUGUGCGUUGUUCGUGAGCGGGCUGCACAGUAUGGCGCUGUUAGCGCUACUGGAGCCCGGCGCAGCUGACGAUCCCAGUGUUUUGGAGGCCCUUUGGGAGACAUCGCUCAACUCUCUCGGGCCAAUCGAGCAGCGGUGCGCGGAGGUGGCGAGCGGGGGCGGGGAGCCGGCGGACUACAGCUACCUCGUGCUGGACCCGGACUGGGGGACGGUGAAGAAGGGCGGGCCGUGGGCGGCGCCCGACAUCGCCGACAUGGGCUACAUACAUCACGCCUUCGAGGAGGACCCCGAACUCACCGAGUUCAUACUCAGGAGUGACACGGGCGUGGUUGUUGGCGGUAUGUGCGGUCGGGCUCAGGUGUACUACCACGAGAGCGGGGCCCGCGCGCCCGGCCCCCCCGCGCCCUCGGACCUGCUCGCCGCCGCCCCGCUGCGCGCGCGACGACGCUUGCACAGGGACCACGCUGCGUUCCUCUUGUAAACUGUACAGAUCUCAACAAUAUCGCCUCCCUGUACAAAAUGAAGAAAAAAAAACCCGCCGCCGUAAAGAUAAGAAAUAAUUCGAAGAUGGAAUAUCGACUCAACAGAAAGACGUGUCGCGUUAUACUAUGAUAAACGAUAAAACAGAGGAAACAUAAUAAUACUAUCUUCCUGUACCUAAACUCCCGCCAUAUAGAUAGUGAGAGAAUACAUCACCGAAUAGAUGCACAACACAGCCCAAGGGACGUGUCGUAACGUAAACUACGAUCGGUGAUUUAAAAAAUACAGUUUUCCUAAAUAAUUGUAAUGUGACUUAAAUAAUUCGAAGAUGGAUUAUGGACGAUAACAACUCAGAGAAUGUGCAGCGUUUCUACUGUAAACUAUGAUACAACAGAAUAAGUAUUUAUGCAAAAAGAAACUCCUGGCGUAUACUCAGUGACAUGUGAAAUUAUAGUUGAACAUGGACUAUGAAUGGUAACACAGCACAGAACUAUUCCUGCUGUAAACUUAUUAAAAAGCACGAUCAUAAUAUUAUAUGGAACAGACCUUGUAAAUAUCUAUAAUACAGUAUUAUUGAGUUUGAGUUAUGAAAUUAUCUAUGUAUUACAGUUGCGACUGUAAUACACAAAUCAUAUUUUCAUAACUCUUGAUUCUCUUAUUAAACUCAGAUUCUUCUAUCCCUAGAAAAUUUGAGCCAAAAAGUGAAUAACAAUAAUAUCAAAUGUGUGUCUUUGAUAAAUAUUGACUUUUAAAGUUGAGGGUGCUUGAUUAGAAGAAAUGGGCGCAUAGUUUGGAAUAAAUGUGCUUACUAGACUCAUGAAGACUACAGCUUUUAAGUUCGGUGGUCGAUCAAUUAUUUAGAUUUAGUAUUUAGAAGGCGCUGCAGAAGUCAUUGGCCAUAAUAACUGCAAUUAUUGAAACUGAAUCAAAGCGGUUGAGUAAUAAUUGCUUGGAUGUUUUAUGCAAACAUGGUAAAGAAGACAAACCGAAAAUUAAUGUGGCUGAAUAGUAGAUCUUUAAAUUAACAAUAGUUUAGAUUCUUGCAGGAAUUGUAUAAAAUAUUGUUUGUAAUCAAUAAUCAUGGUACUGUAGAAUUUUUGAUAUGGACGUCUGACGUCCUCAAGUGUUAAGAAUACAUUGAAUAUUAGCAGUAGUUUAGAAUAUACUGGACAAUUUUAAUCAGUAGUAAUAUUACAAAACGGAUUAAAUAUUUUUAACAGUGCACAUUUGUAGAAAAUUGUAACAGUACAUAUCUCUCGAGUCCAUGUUUUGAAAAAAAUUAAAUUUAAAUUUUAUU